GGCGGGUGCACAGCGGGGAGCAGGUAGGGAGGACAUGCGGUUAAGAGGAGCGGGGCGCUGCUGGUAGAAGGGUAAUCUUCCGAAUCUGUUGAUGCUGGUGGUACGGCGGCAUGCGCGGUGCCCUUCUUCGAACCACCACCACCCCCACCUGUACCACCCUCAUCCUCAUGUAUCUGGCAGCUGCCGCUGCUGCGGGUUUCCCACUACCACCUCCAACGACGAUGUUCGUUCCGAUUGCUGCCUCCACGAUCCGGUCCUUCGCUUGCGGGUGCGGAGAGGCGGCUGCUGCAGGGUGGUAGCGCGCAUCAUCGUUCAACGCGAAACUCACCGAGCGACGACGGUAACGACGACUACGAGCGAGAGCAGCGACUACUGCGACCACAGCGCAGGGUUUUGCGGAUCAACCAGCAGCAGGCCAUAUUCCGAGAACCGAGGACCGCUUUCGAGGGAUCGAUCCGGAGUGUUCUUGUUGUUAUUUUUGUUUGUGUGUGGUGUGCUUGUUGGUGCUUAGACCGUGCCUAGAGACCGGAAAAGGGAACCGGAUUUCGCCGUCGCUACCGCUGCCGUCAGCCUUCGGAAUCGGAUACCCCGAGUCGGACAACGACGACAACCACGACUGCGACGACUGGUGCGUGUGUAUUGGUGCGCGGAUCUCUACCCCCUGCCCUGCCAUCUGCGCGUCGUGCCCGCAUCCGUCGUCGUCGCCUCUCCCGUUUGACCGCGUACGCCCACCUCCUCGGCAUCUUUUCUGCUGCUACCGCCGAACAGGCGGACGAACGGCCGGGUGGGGUCGGUGUAGAUACGGAUUUCGCCCCGAGGUGCGACGGUUGUUCGAAGCGAAUCCCGGGUUCACGGCACCAAGUGCGCUGCUCGGUCGAGUAUUCAGUGUUGUGUUGGGCUCAUCGUCACGUACUCCGAGAGUGAGACCGGAUGUAACACGGCCGCCAUUACUGUCGGAUUGUCGGUCGGAUGGUUGGUUGGUUGGUUGGUUGGUUGCUCGUCUUGCUCCGCUACCGCGUGCGUCACCCAGAGCUGGCGCUGAAGGACAGUAUUCAACAUCAUCAUUUUCGUCAUUACGCACCGCACCGAGUCGUAGCAAGCGCGUCGGAGGUACAGCAAUUUAAUCUUUUCUCGUGUGUCUCGUGGUCAUCCGGACGGGAUCCCGAUUGUGUGUCGUAAGCAAAAGUGUCGGGGAAUUGGACCUGGUGCUCCUGGCCCGUAUCACCGCUCACCGUAUCGGUCGGAAAGGGCGCAGAUUGUGGUUCGCUAUCAUCGACCACGGCUUGCUGCGGUGGUCGUAAUCAAAACGCGGGAACAACAGAGGACCACAGUAGACGGUGGGAUUAUUUGUUGGUGGUAACAACGGUGGUGGACAAGCAAGCAAGCUAGCAAGAGCGAAAGCAAGAUUAUCGGAACGACAACGACGACCACGACGGAGAAGACCGUCCAUCGGUCGGUCGGUUGGUCGGUGCGUGGUGCGUAGCCCGUUUCGCGAGUGCUUCUACCGUACGUGUGCGCGAGACAGAGAUAGAGCGAACACGACGGCGACACGGUGUGUUCCGCCCCGCGGGCUCACCGCUUGCUUGGGUGGAAAAGAAACAGGACAAGCAGCAGCAGCAGCAACGGUGGCGUGAAGCAGGUUCGAAGCGCGGUGUGCGUAACGCGAGGAGCCCCUGCUCCACCGGAUCUCGGGCAAUCGCUCGUCGGGAACGAGUUGCUGGGGGUGGGUGGGUGGUGUGGUGUGGUGCAUCAGGCAAACGGAGGGGGCGCAUACAGGUUCGCAGCGUCGAGCGAGCGAACGAGCGAGCGGCAACGACGACGACGACGACGGCGACGGCGACGUGUGCUGCAAGGCUAUACAGCAGCUGCAGCAGCCGCGCAAUCGUGAGUUGAGGCGUAACAGCCGCCGACAGACAGAGCGCGAACCACGUACACGGAUCCCGUCGAGCCGAGUCAAGUUGAGUAUCGACCGGUGGCGGAGAGUCGUGAAGAGACCAAGUGGCACAGAGGAGGAGUAGGCAACCGACCACACAGCAGCAGCAGCAGCAGCAGCAGCAGCAGCAGCAAUAUGAUGAGCCAAGCAUCUAGUAGCCGUAGCGGCAGAGACGGGAGCAUGGAGCUGAAAACGGAACGCAAAGAUAAUGGUAUGGAAGAGGCCGAAGUGGAGGAUGAUGCUGAUGCUGUCAAGGAGGAGGAGGAAGUCGAGGGUCACACGACCACAAACGCCCACCUCGAUGCGGGCAACUCGUCGGAUCUGGAGAUAGUCGUCGGUAUCGACGAGGAUCACAUCAAGUUCCUCACCAGUAUGCAUUCGGGCGACGAGGAACCACCUCACAAUGGACACCAUCCCGAUGGUGCUGGUACGUUGCGGAUGGCAUCGGCAAGGGCGUCGGCUACAACAGCGGAGCGACGUUCCGGUUCCGGUAGUGUUGGUGGCUUAGCGGGACAGAACGGUGGUGCCCGUCCAGCCGCUCACAAACUCACACAUCGUAAACAGCAUCAGCAGCAGCAGCAGCUGCCAGGGUUGCUACAUCAUUCCCAUCGAUUGAAUGGCAUUUUCAACGGAAAUGGUAAAGCUCCGCGACGACGGAUGCCUGGAGUGGAGACCGGUAAUGGUGCCGCCAACCGGCGACCGCCACAUCUUACCUUCACCGAUGAUUCCGCCGAUGAUGAGGACGACGAUGAAGAUGACGAGGAUAGCGAUGAGGAGGAUGAUGAUGACAGUGAUGAUGAGGACGAUGAUGAGGAUGUGAUGGCAGAGGCUGCUACGAUCCUGUCCAAGACGGCCCAGCAACGAUCGGCGGCUAGUGCCGAAGCCCGCCGGUAUCAGUGUGAUUUGUGUCCGCGGGCGUUUGCCCGGCCCGACUACCUGCGCUACCAUAUGCGUACACACGAGAAAAGCAAUUCCUUCGAGUGUAAGCUGUGUUUCAGCAUUUUCGCCUCGGAUCCGGCCUUCGCUCAUCACAUUCGAACCGAGCACGCCGGUAUGGGGCUUGCCGAUGCCCUACCACCGGUACCAGAAUCGGAAGCGAGCCGAGUCAUCUGCACGUAUUGUGAUCGGACGUUCGCGGAUGCGGAUCAACUCGAGGAUCAUCUGCACCAGCAGCAUCUCGGUGUGCGGCCGUUCAAGUGUAACAUGUGCCCGAAAGCGUUUAUCCGGAUGGAUUUUCUGCAGUGCCACUACGCCAAGUACCACAACUUUCAUCGGCUCAGCAUGAUGGGGAUGGGUGAUGGUAUUGGCGGUGGUGGUGGUGGUGGUGGCGAUGGCGAUAGAGGAGGAUUCGGUGGCCGAGGUGGAAGCGGUGGUGGAAUGAAUCAUCCGCUGGAUCCAAUCGAUCGAGCUGUUCAACGUGCGGCUCUGUGGAACAGUGGAUUUCUUGCCGGCAACCAAGGAUCCCAAGGAAGGCAGGACUCGUCGACGGGCAUACCAAGGUUGGCGGUACGGAAAAUGGAAGAUUUGCUCGAUGGUCCGAGAAGAAUCGUUUCCGGUUCCAUGGUCCCGGGGCUUUACUCGCGCAGAACAUCGCAUACGACGGGCACGACGAUUGGCAGCAGUUCGAGCGAAGAUAAUGAUGAGGACGACGAUGACGAUGACCUGAAGCUGGUGGUAGUGAUGGAAGAUGAUGAUGGCGAUGAUGAGGGUACGGACAGCAAUUUGCAACGGAAGCGGAAGCUCACGAACGGUGCUGCGCUCAGUGCGCGAUCGACAAAGAAGAAGAAGAGAGCAUCGAUCGGUACUGAGGUCGCUGGUGGGCCACAGUUACCAGUGGCCACCAUUCCACCGGUCGAAGAAGAAACUGGCAAGCAUCGGUGUCCGGUUUGUGAGCGACGGUUUGUCCAUGAACCGGAACUGAUGGCACACGUACGCGUACAUCCUGAUCUUCCCACCUACAAGUGUCCUCUGUGUGAGCUAACAUUCAUCGGAUCGGACUAUCUGAAGGCGCAUCUGAAGAAGCAUGUUGUCGGUGAUGGUGAAGAUCCGAAUGCACCCGGUGCGAUCGAUUUGAAAGCGCCCGCAGAGACGGUUUCGGCACCAGUUCCAGCACCUUCAUCUCGAACAUCCACUACGUCACCUGCACCGCCUGCUUUGAUCUCCAGCAAAUUCCCUAAGAUCGUGUCGAAAGUACCUUCAACGGGCAUCUCAUUAUUGAAGCCACUAGAAGAACGGAAGCCACCUGAGCAGCAGCAUCAGCAACAACAGCAGCAUCAACCAUCCCAAGAGUAUUGCACCAAAACGGCCGAUGGCAAGUUCAAGUGUACCGUAUGCGAACGGCUCUUUUCGCACCAGCAAACGGUGCGGAUCCACUUCCGGAACCAUACGAACGAGAAACCAUACAAGUGUGCUUUCUGCACGGAAUCGUACAUCCGGUCAGACUAUCUCGAGCGGCACCUAAAGGUGCACUUCAAGGAUGGCGUUCUGCCAGCGAACGCGAUCGCCAGUAUGGCCGCGGCCGCAGCUCGUGAAGCGGCAGCCGCCGUAGCCCUCUCGAACGGUACUGGUGGAAGCCAACGGUCGUCUCUCCCGUCGUCACCAACACCACCACCAUUACUUACAUUGACGACCGCUGCGACAACUCCCGCGGCAGCAGCAGCAGCAGCAGCAGCAGCAACAACAUUGGCCGUGAAGGAGGAUGUGAAGCGGGAGGUAACGCCAUCGACGACACCAACACCGAAACCACUGAUCGGACGAGCUGGGCUCGCACCGGAGAACUAUCACUUUACCGAGUCGAACGAUGGACAGUUUGUGUGUAAGAUCUGUGACAAGGUGUUUGCGCAGGUGGCAUCGUUACGGAAGCACGCCCUGGCGCACAACGAGGAGAAACCGUUCUACUGUGAGGUAUGCGAUCGAUCGUUCAUUCGUGUCGACUACCUGAAGGAGCACUUCAAAUCGAAGCGUCACCUGCAGCUGGUUUCGGAAGGGCUGAUCGGGUUGCGGGAGGUCGAAGAAGACGAUUCGACCAUGGAUGGUGGCGGUGGAUCGUCCCGAUCCCGUACUGCUUCAUCGAAGCGUCGUAGCAAGCCGGCCGAUAAGAGGAAACCCACUGAUGCGCUGGCAGUCGCUAGUGAGGUCAGCGUAGAUGCGAUCCAUCCGACACUAGUGGCGGCCAACUGUAGCAAUAGCCGUUGCAGCAGCACUAGUAGCACGGGCAGUAGCGGCAGCAGCAGUAGCAGUAGUAGUAGCGGUGGUAGCAUAAGCCGUAGCAGUAGCGCCUGCGAGGUAGCGAUCAUCGAUCACACUCCUACGAAGUUGGUCGUCAAUAGUAACAGCAACAGCAACGGUGCGGUACAAACGCCACCCUCGGCAGGCGAACAACAUCCCCAGCAGCUGCUGCAGAAGACGACACUCGGAUCAGCGGGGACAACGCCCGAGUUUCAUCGGUCCGAUUACGAGCGUACGUCCGAUGGGCGGUACAAGUGUAAUCAGUGCGAUAAAACGUUCGUCACCGCGGUCACACUGAAGAUGCACAUCCGGUUGCACACGGGCGAGAAACCGUACAAGUGCGACAAGUGCGAUAAGGCGUUCAUUCGGUCUGAUUAUCUGAAGACGCACGAGAAAACGCACCGGCAGCAGUCGUUCCUUAGUUUGCUGGCGCUGACCUCGAAGGAACCGAGCACGGCCUCCGAGGCGGGCGAUGAUUCAGAUGUGGCUGAGGGAAGAACGGGCGUUACGGUGGGGAGCAUCGAUGAACAUCGCCACGAAGCGGUCAGCGGCCGAUCCUCGAUGGCAGCGGACAAUACUGAUGGGGAGCAGCAGCGGCUUUCAGCGGCCAUGAAGUCGAUGAUCAAGCGAGAAGGGCAGCGCGAUGGAGGCGAGGAGCAAGAAGAGGACGAAGAUGAGGAGGACGAAGAGGACGGCGAUCCUUCGGAAGACAGUGAAGAAGACGAAGAAGAAGACGAAGAAGAAGAGGAGGAUGGUGGUGCGCAGGUCAUCAAAGUAAUGGUCAAAGAGGCGAGUUGCUCGGAAAGCGAAAAUGAGGACGAUGUGGACGAGGAAGAUGAGGAGGAAGGCACGGGUGAGGAAGCAGAAGAACGGAUCAGCAGCCGAAGCAAAAAGCAUUUCAACGCCAGCAACAGUACAAUUGAUCUUCCAGAUCGCGAAUCAGUCAAUGCCAGCUUGCUGCAGCGUAAUCGAGCACAGCCACAAUCGGGUCGCGAGGUAGCGGGAGCAAAGGAGGCACGGGCCAGUUUCCACAGUAACCGCAGCAUUGUGAGUGGCGGAGAAAGUAGCAACAAUGGUUACGAUGAUCACGACGAGGAUGACAGUGCGUCGCAGACGAGCGACGGGCAACGACUGGCGAAUGGUGGUGGCGGUAGUUACUGGGCGCAAAGCGGUUCUCCAAGGCCGGACAAGCACAGUUGCCCCACGUGCCACAAGCUGUUUGCGUGGCCGAAAUCCCUGAAGAUCCAUAUGCGCACGCACACCGGCGAGAAGCCGUACCGGUGCGACGUGUGUGGCAAGUGCUUUGGCCGAUCGGACAGUUUGCGAGGCCACAAACGGACGCACUCCGAGGAGCAACAGCACCAGCGGAUUGUACAGUGCCAUCUGUGUGAUUUGUGUUGUACCAGUGGCGAAGAGCUGGUGCAGCAUCAGCUCGCGGCCCACGGUAUUGAACCGCUAGAGUGCUAGGCGGCAGGCAGCGAAGAUAACUAAGCAGCAAGCUCGAUAAGGUUUAAUUAACGUAUAGUAUCGCUAUGUAAUCAGGUCGUUUGUAGAAUCGACCUACGGUCGAAUGAAAAGAAUGAAAAAAGAAAAUGGUGUAAUUGAAAUGUAAAAAUAGUGUAUCCCAUUCGUACUUAGCAGCUAGUACUUGAUCAUGCACAACCCACGAUAUAGGUUUAAUAAAUAGUAUUAAUACAAUCUUGACCA
Molecule: messenger RNA, 6868 nt
Organism: Anopheles darlingi
Lineage: Eukaryota; Metazoa; Arthropoda; Insecta; Diptera; Culicidae
Exons: 5
Coding region: 2069-6628 (1519 amino acids)
Molecular function (GO): zinc ion binding; nucleic acid binding
Source: RefSeq, a predicted model, not a curated record